This is a messenger RNA of Megalopta genalis, 2300 nucleotides long. It is a transcript of the gene Crzr, whose product is annotated as corazonin receptor. Gene Ontology annotation, biological process: neuropeptide signaling pathway. Gene Ontology annotation, cellular component: plasma membrane. Gene Ontology annotation, molecular function: corazonin receptor activity. NCBI's taxonomy places the organism in Eukaryota, Metazoa, Arthropoda, Insecta, Hymenoptera, Halictidae. The record is from RefSeq and is a predicted model, not a curated record.
GCGAACGAAUUGCCGCACGAAGCAACGUUCAAGUUCGCAGACCAUACGAAAGCUAAUUUCGCUGUUCUAUAAAUUCGAAUUAAUUGUACCAAUUACGUAUUACUUUAUUUUAAUGUAAACGAACGUGACACGAUCGUUGCUCGCAACGAUCCUCGAUUUGAUCGAGUAAUCUAGAACGUGUUGCAUCGUGUUUCCUCGCUACGAGGCUUACAUUACUAAUACGUGAUCGAAUAAAAACUAAAUCAACUAAUUAUAUACCGUUGACUAAAAGUGCACGCCGUGCAAACACCAGUGACUGAUAAUUGAAAAAGCAGUCGUUCGACGAUGAUCAUUUGAAAAAUACACGCAAAGGAGUUUAAUAGUGCAACGUAAUUGCCGUAAAGCGAUCGAACAGCAUUUUAUGUAACUCGAAUUUGUGGGGAGUGUAUGUCGACAUGAGGUCUUUGCCGAAUAAGGAAACCGACCAAAGGUAUGAAGACCGAGAUAAGUAAGCCAGAAGAAAUUAUACGAUGACAACGUUUGCUGAAUUUGCGGGAAACUCUGCCAUGACCGUCUUACCAGCCUGCGACAAUCUGACUAUUUCUGUCGAGUAUUCCCGUGGACCUGGUCUCGGUCUGGAUUCACAAACAUGGCACAAUAUCAGCGAACUCAAGCACCAAGUUCACUACAAUUUGCUAAACAAUGUAACAUGUUUGGAACACGCGCCGCAACUAACGAACAGAACCCUGUUCAAGGUUAUCGUUUUAUCCAUCAUGGCGAUCCUCAGCUUUAUGGCGAACGUGGCGACCAUUUAUUCAAUCGCAAGAAGCCGUCGUCGCCGGCACAGUUGGUCCGCAAUUUACACGCUGAUUUUACACCUGGCCGUAGCUGAUCUAUUGGUCAGCGUGUUCUGCAUAGGCGGCGAAGCAGUAUGGAGCUACACAGUAGAGUGGAUAUGGGGGAACAUUGCGUGUAAACUAUUCAAAUACUUACAAAUGUUCAGCCUAUACCUAAGCACGUUCGUGCUCGUAUUGAUUGGCGCAGAUCGUUUCAUUGCCGUGAGAUAUCCCAUGAAGGGACUGAACACGUCUAACAGAUGUUGCAGGCUAAUUAUCAUAGCAUGGAUACUGUCUCUCAUCUUAGCAGCACCUCAGCUUUUUAUAUUCCACAUAGCCAAGGGCCCAUUUAUUGAAGACUUCACACAAUGUGUAACCCACGGUUUCUACACAAAACAUUGGCAGGAGCAACUUUACGUGUCCUUUAGCUUAUUCUUCAUGUUCGUUCUUCCACUAAUCAUUCUUGUAACAACCUAUGUUUCUACAGUGAUCACAAUCUCGCAGAAUGCGAAAAUCUUCAAACUGAAGUCGACUAACAAUAAUAUUUAUCACAUGAACGGAGAUAUAAACAGAAGGAAAUUGAUGCAUCGAGCUAAGGCCAAGUCGUUGAAACUCAGCAUCGUCAUUGUAGCUGCCUUUAUCAUAUGGUGGACCCCUUAUUACGCUAUGAUGAUCAUUUUAAUGUUCCUCAAUCCUAAUAAACAUCUCAGUGAAGAAUUAUUAAGCGGAAUAUUCUUCUUCGGCAUGAGCAACAGUUUAGUAAAUCCAUUAAUUUAUGGUGCUUUUCAUCUAUGGUCUCGAAGAAAUCGUAAUAAUUCCUAUCACAGGGAUUUAUCCACGACACAACGUAGACUUACGCCGACGAUCAACAAUGAUAGUAGCUUCAAACGAGGAUCGCGAGAAACCCGAGUACCAUUUCUAUCAAAAAAUAAUUCAAAUACUACUUUUUGAAAAAUAUUUUCUAUCAAAUAUUUGUGUUUAUCGACCGUAACGAUGUUACCAUAAAUACAACGUUUUGCGACAAAAAAUUUGUCGCAUUUGACACUCAAACUCGACUACACAAAACAUGAAAGGAACGUAGUUUUCUCUUCUAUUCAUGAAAGACGAAAUAAGUAUAGUCCUCACGAGUCAAGGAAGCACUUUCGUGUUUAUGUUCCCCCUCUUAAUAGCUGCCCCACUUCCACGCCGUAACUGCUUUCGACCAAUAGCGACCGAUAACUGCGGCAGUAGGCCAGCUAGUAAGGGGGGAAAUGUAAACGCAAAGGUACCUUCUUGUCGCGUGAUGACUAUACUUACAUAGAAAGCUAUACCUUAGCUUAUGAGUUUUAAUUAAACAAAGUAAUUCAAACAGUAAUCUUUUACGCUCGAGAGGUGACUCUGAGGUGAUACUAAAAAUUGCUACAUUAUUUUCAGAAGAAUUUUCACAUUAUUGAAUAUGUCUGUAUUCGACAAAUUAUCAAAUAAUAGAAGUCUUUUAUAAGCAUA